Molecule: messenger RNA, 414 nt
Organism: Suillus paluster
Lineage: Eukaryota; Fungi; Basidiomycota; Agaricomycetes; Boletales; Suillaceae
Exons: 2
Source: RefSeq, a predicted model, not a curated record
AAAUAUCAAGCACUCGGUCAAAUGCUUGUCACAAAUCAAUGGCUCGAUAAACUCGCUGCCACACGAGUCGACUUCACUAGCCAUGGGAUGUUAAAUGGAACUUGCCUUUCAGCAGCCCUUGAAGCCCUUUGUAAUAUAUUCCCUCGUUUUUGUGUGUCAAUGAAUGAUUUGAUUUUGCAUGUAGAGAUGAAGCAUGCACACACCGUUUUGGCUCUUGCUGAAGAGCUGAAUAUCCCCCAUCUACCUGAGAUGAUCCACUGCUUUCUCUUCCAACAGACAUGUCCAGAUGAUCCACAAGAUGUGUCAGAAAUUCCUAUCACAGGAUGCCCUCGAUAUGAGGGCAAAAUAUCAGUAUUCAACUUUGCAUGCUCUCAGUUCUAUGCCCCAAGCGACCUAAGUGGGAUUGGUGGAAUG